This is a messenger RNA of Volvox carteri f. nagariensis, 405 nucleotides long. RefSeq lists its product as uncharacterized. The record is from RefSeq and is a predicted model, not a curated record. Lineage: Eukaryota; Viridiplantae; Chlorophyta; Chlorophyceae; Chlamydomonadales; Volvocaceae. The transcript has 4 exons. The coding region runs from base 1 to 405 and encodes 134 amino acids.
AUGAGAUACGCGGUACCUUUUGAGAUUAAGUUUAGCCCGAGAGGCGUUGUGACUUUCGCGUUUCAGCCGUGCGAGAUAUUAUGUUUGGUUCAUGUCCAGGGCAAGGUCAACAUGCAAUCACACUACACUCCAAUCCAGGAGGUCCAUGCCAGCCUGUGCCACCUGCCCUCAAACUGUUUCCUUGUACAACUCAGCGCACUUACAGAUACAUGCCCAUCUGUGCCUAUAUCUACACAACCUGCAACACCAGCAAAUGAGCAAAUGCCCAGCAAUGACCAGUCCCCAGCGGCCACCAUACCAGCCAUCACCAGCGGAUGCAGCUGCCACAGCUGCAGUGGCGACACCAUCACCGCCAACUGGGGGCAGCAGAGGAGAUGCUCGAGAUAUGCGGCUUCGGAAGGAUGA